Molecule: messenger RNA, 2773 nt
Organism: Triticum aestivum (bread wheat)
Lineage: Eukaryota; Viridiplantae; Streptophyta; Magnoliopsida; Poales; Poaceae
Product: subtilisin-like protease SBT5.4
Exons: 11
Coding region: 48-2453 (801 amino acids)
Biological process (GO): proteolysis
Molecular function (GO): serine-type endopeptidase activity
Source: RefSeq, a predicted model, not a curated record
UUCCCCCGUCGUCGUCGACUCUCCGUCGAUCGAUCUGUAUAAAUUCCAUGCGGGCGACCCGAGAUAAAACUCCAGCUGGGAUCCUGGGACCAUCGCCGGGCGAGGCGAAAAUGGGGAGAGGAGCCGGCCGCGUUUUGCUGAUCGCCAUGGCGCUCCUCCUCGCGCUGCACACCAGGCCGGCGUCGGCUCUCACCAAGUCUUACUUGGUGAUGGCCAGCCAACGGCCGGCCUCUUGGUCCGAUCUGCUCACUCAAAUCACCAGCCAGUUCCGGAUACUCUAUACCUUCGAACCAAUCAACGGGAUCGGGCUGCAGAUCGACACCGUUUUCGUACCACACCUUAAACUGCUCACAGGGAUACUGGUGAUCGAAGACAAGCUUCGGCAGGUCAGCACGACCCACUCGUGGGGGUUCCUAGGCCUCAAGGGAUCAGACGGCGAGACAGCCAACGAGUGGAACAACGUCCCCAACUCCGGCGAGGGAGUCAUCAUCGCCAAUGUCGACACGGGUGUAUCCCCAAUAUCUCCAAGCUUCAGGGACGACGGCAGCUUGCCCGCCUUAUCGAAGUCGCGUUGGCGUGGCGAAUGUGAAGCCAGCCCCGGCUGCAACAACAAGUUGAUCGGCGCGAGGUUGUUCAACGAGGGCAUCAAGGCGAUGAACAAGGAGAAUGGCGGCGUCAACGGCCAGCAGCUGAACGAGACCGAUCUGAACUCGCCGUGGGACUACGUGGGGCACGGAACGCACACGCUGUCCACCGCUGGCGGCGGCUUCGUAGCCAAUGUCGGCGCCUUCGGCCACGGGACGGGCACGGCCAAGGGCGGCUCGCCGCGGGCGCACGUGGCCUCGUACAAGGCGUGCUUCGCGCCAGGGUGCUCCGACCUGGACAUCCUCAUGGCCAUACUCACCGCGGUGGCGGACGGCGUGCAGGUGCUCUCGCUCUCCCUCGGCGCCCCGGCGACCGACUAUGUCUCCGACAUGAUGGCGAUUGGCACGGCAUUCGCUGUCACCCAGGAGGUUGUCGUCGUCGCCGCUGCCGGUAACUCGGGCCCGGUGGCUGGCUCGGUCACGAAUGUGGCUCCGUGGAUGCUCACGGUGGGUGCGAGCACCAUGGACAGAAUCUUCCCCGCCGAUGUCGUCACCGGUGCCAAGACUAUCACGGGACAAAGUCUAUCAAACAGCACCUUGCCUGCCAACGAGCCAAUUGCGAUGAUCAGCGGGGAGAAGGCCAAUUCUGCAGGACAAUCUGUAGCCAACUCGGUGCUGUGCUUGCCGGGCUCCCUGGACCCUGCCAAGGUAGCGGGUAAGAUAGUUGUGUGCAAGGGAGCGAGAGGCCGAGCCGCCAAGGGGCAGGUGGUGAAGCAGGCCGGUGGCGUCGGCAUGGUACUCUGCAACGACGCCACUAGCGGAGCCAGCAUCAUCACCGACCCGCAUAUCAUCCCGACGGCUCACUGCUCCUACUCCCAGUGCCAGGAGCUCUUCAACUACCUCCAGUCCACCGGAUCGCCGAUGGGUUACAUCAAGACGAGGGACGCAGAGGUGGGUGUGAAGCCAUCGCCGGUGAUGGCAGCAUUCUCAUCCCGUGGGCCCAACACCAUCACCCCUCAGAUCCUCAAGCCUGACAUCACGGCGCCAGGCGUGGGUGUGAUCGCCGCUGUAAGUCAGGAGGUCUCGCCGACCGGCCUGGUUUCCGAUGGCCGCCGUGUCCCCUACAGCGUAAUGACCGGAACCUCCAUGGCGUGCCCUCACGUGGCAGGAAUCGCCGGCCUGCUCAGGGCAAGGUACCCGAAAUGGGGCCCUCCCAUGAUCUAUUCCGCUAUCAUGACCACCGCCACAACGGAAGCCAACGAUAACACCAGGAUCCGGGACGAGACGGGCAGUGCCGCCACGCCGUUCAGCUACGGUUCGGGCCACGUUGACCCAGUAAGGGCCUUGGACCCGGGCCUGGUGUACGACACCACGACGCACGACUAUGCCAACUUCAUUUGCUCACUGAGGCCCACCGACACCCAGGGCCUGCUCCCGGUUUCCCUCCCACUACCACUCAGCAUACUCUGGACUCUGCUCGCCCGUGUGUUCCGCGACACCAACUCCAACCCGUUCGAGUGCAGCCAUGGCGCCAACCACCCCGAGGAUCUCAACUACCCGUCCAUCUCUGUGGCCUGCCUGCCCCAUUCCGGUAGCGUUGUCACCGUGAAGCGCAGGGUCAUGAAUGUUGGUGGCGGGGCGGCGUCGUACACCGCCAGCAUCAUGCAGCCGGCCGGGGUCACGGUCACUGUGAACCCCAGCACGCUGGUCUUUGAUGGUGAGAACGCAGAGGAGGAGAAACACUUCACGGUGACACUUCAAGUCCACAACGCCGAGGAGGCUGCCGGUUACGUGUUCGGCAGCAUGGAAUGGUCGGAUGGGAACCACCGCGUCAGGAGCCCCAUUGUGGCCACUACCAAGUGUGUCUAGCGUCUGGAGUCGAUCGUCAUCAGCAAUAAAUUGAGGGGUUGCCUACUUCUAAUAGUAGUACUACAUGUUUUUUUUAGCCAUAGUACUACUCCCUCCGUUCCCAAAUAAUUGUCUUUCUAGCCAUCUCAAAUGGACUACAACAUACGAAUGUAUGUAGACAUGUUUUAGAGUGUAGAUUCACUCAUUUUACUCCGUAUGCAGUCACUUGUUGAAAUCUUUAGAAAGACAAUUAUUUAGGAACGGAGGGAGUACAUGUUAGUAGGCUACUCAAGGAAUGCGAUUGACCAUCGUGCCCUCUAAGACAAAGAGAUAUGUUUUAA